AUGCUCGCCCGUCUCACAAGCAGCGCUUCCAGGAAGCCUAUAGCUAAGCCCGGGGACAAACCCAAGCCAAAGCCUACAGAAAAAGAAGAAGAGAAUAAGGAAAACCUCGACAAACCCCUCCCUAUCCCCACAGAGAGGAAAAGACCAGGCACAUCUGGCACUGAACUCGUCCUUCGGGCCGACCGCGUCGAGGCCUCGACAGCUUUCCAGCGAGCACAGAGAGCAGAGCAAGAAUACCGCGCGAGACGACAAGCAACAAUUGCGAGGAGUGAUGCCAAGGCUGCAAAAGUGCAUUUAGGGGAGGCGGGGAAGCAGUUUAGAGCUGGGGUUUGUAGUUCCUUCAUUGCCAUCACUCUCCCAAACUCUCGUACCUCUCGAGUUGUGAGAGAGAAGAAAUCCGUGUGGAAGGAUAACAGGGAGAAGAAACGGCUGGAGAGGGAGAAAGCUAAGAAAGAGAAGGAGGAGAAGGAGAAGGCUAGGAAAGAGAGGGAGGAGAAGGAGGAAGCGGAGAGGAAGGAGGCCGAGGAUAAGGAAAAUGUGGCGCCAGAGGAUGAAGCUGCUGCCGCGCCCACUGCGUAA
Messenger RNA from Venustampulla echinocandica, 579 nucleotides. RefSeq lists its product as uncharacterized. The transcript is spliced from 3 exons. The record is from RefSeq and is a predicted model, not a curated record. The coding region runs from base 1 to 579 and encodes 192 amino acids. NCBI's taxonomy places the organism in Eukaryota, Fungi, Ascomycota, Leotiomycetes, Helotiales, Pleuroascaceae.